Aspergillus pseudoviridinutans is the source of this 765-nucleotide messenger RNA. RefSeq names its product DJ-1/PfpI family protein. NCBI's taxonomy places the organism in Eukaryota, Fungi, Ascomycota, Eurotiomycetes, Eurotiales, Aspergillaceae. The record is from RefSeq and is a predicted model, not a curated record. The coding region runs from base 1 to 765 and encodes 254 amino acids. The transcript is spliced from 2 exons.
AUGCCGACUCAGCACCGCAUUCUCUCGCUGGUCUUCAACGACUUCGAAGCUCUCGAUCUCUUCGGCCCAUUGGGCGCCAUCGUCCCCCGAAGCGAUUACUACACUCUCGAGCUAGUCAGCCUGCACAACCUAGACUCGCCACAUGGCCUCGAAACCUCCAUAAAGAACGGCAUCGGCGUGAUCCCGACCCUCUCGCUGGCCGAGGCCCUCAGAGAGAAGCAGGAGUUUGACACGCUUUUCAUCCCGGGUGGCUUCGGCAUGAUGCCUUUGGUCUGGGACCCGAUCCUGCUGCAGCGCAUCAGUCAGCUGGUCGACCGCGCCGCCAAUGUCUUCACCGUGUGCACCGGCUCCAUCUUGCUGGCUGCGACUGGCCGGCUGGAUGGGCGGAAGGCGACGACGAACAAGCGGCUGUACGAUGAGCUGACUCCGAAGUACCCCGGUGUCCAAUGGCAGAAACGUGCCCGCUGGGUGCAGGACGGGAAAUUCCUGACUUCCUCGGGUGUCACGGCGGGCAUCGACGCCGGCUUUGCGUUCCUGGCUAGCACGUAUGUCGUGCCCGAGAACCGCCUGGCUUAUCCUGAGGCUCAAAAGGCUUCUCCCCAGGGCGAGCAGAGAGCCAUCACUGGCUUCAGCAAGGAGAAAGCUCUGCAUCAUGCGCAUUCCGUUGCCUUUAGUUUGGAAUACCGCUGGCACUCGGAUCCUGCUGAUGAUCCCUUUGUGGAUUUGCCUGGAACAGACGGCAACGCAUUGAUAAAUUCCCUCUGA